AUGGGCAAACCGGCAGACUUUGCAGACAUACUCAAUGGAGUCAUGUGGUUUCAGGUCUUUCUCGCUACCCUCUUCAUUGCACUGCGCCUCUACACCCGGCAGUGGAUUGUACGAAACUUCGGAUGGGACGAUAUAUUGAUGUUGGUCAACUUGGCUACUUUUGUAGGUUAUGUAGCCUGCAUAUCCAUCGGGGUCAACUACGGAGUUGGGAAAAGGACGGCUGACAUUAUCCGUCUCGACCUUGACUACUCCAAAGCCAUCAUGUGGGAAGCGAUAGGCCAGGGAAUAUGCAUCAUGGGAAUCGCUGCCUCCAAAGGUUCAGUGGCGCUCUUUCUCUUACGCAUCGUUGUCAAGCAGUGGCAUGUCGGCAUCCUCUGGUUUUGCAUAGCAAGCACUACCAUAUUGUGCGUCAUUACAACGGCGCUCCUGUACGCCCAGUGUAUACCCACAGCGUUUCUGUGGGACCGUACAAUUGAAGGUGGCCACUGUUGGCUCAACUUCACUCCGGUCGGUCUGACCAUGGGUGCUUGGUCCGCCUCCAUGGACUUUGUUCUUGCCAUCCUUCCCUGGCACGUUCUCAUGGGCCUCAACAUGAAGCACAAGGAGAAGAUUACCAUCGCAUCCGGUCUUUCACUUGGCAUCUUCGCUGGUGCAUGUUCUAUUGUUCGCACCAUUGAGCUGCAAUCGCUUGCGUCUAUGGAGAAUUACGUGUACGAUACUGCUAGCAUGCUUCUUUGGUCUUCUUCAGAAGUCUGCAUGACCAUUGUCUGCGCAUGUAUUCCCGUCCUCCGCCCUUUAUAUGUACGUGUCAAGUAUGGCUCGCGCGGCGAUUCGUCAAAUAAGGACUCGUAUCACCUCAAGGAAUACUCAAAGUCGAAAAGCAGCCGUGGAGAUGGGAGUCAGCCUAGAAACAAGAUAUACAUGGGCCCUGGAGAGAGUGUGUUGCAGACGACUGUCCGUAUGGGCAGCGAUGCUGCAAGUGAAGAGACUAUUCUGAGAGAUUGCAACGAAUCGAGAUACAAUGGGAGUGCAUGGGACCAGCUUUCAAGGACAAAAGAACCGAAAGACAUCCAUGUCAGCACGACGGUUACUUCAAGAGACCAUUAUGUUUGA
Bipolaris oryzae ATCC 44560 is the source of this 1113-nucleotide messenger RNA. RefSeq lists its product as uncharacterized. The coding region runs from base 1 to 1113 and encodes 370 amino acids. The record is from RefSeq and is a predicted model, not a curated record. NCBI's taxonomy places the organism in Eukaryota, Fungi, Ascomycota, Dothideomycetes, Pleosporales, Pleosporaceae. The transcript has 3 exons.